AUGAAUUCAAGCUUGUCUAAGUUUUUACUCCGUUUAGGGCAUAGAAAAGCUUCGUUUCCACGAUCUAAUAUUUUCGUCGCCUCUCCGGUAAUAAGUCACACAUCACUUCUUAGAAGAACGCUACCGGGCAGAACAAGAUUAUACGGUAAUGACGCUGGCGCAACAUCAGGAAAGAAGGGUGAAAAGGCUGGCAGUAGGCUUAAACCAUUGUGGCCCCAAGUAAAAUCCGCCUCUACGUUUACCUUUUCAGGCAUACUUGUUAUAGGGGCUGUCGGCAUAUCUGCUAUUGUUAUUUACCUGAUUCUUUCAGAACUAUUUUCGCCUUCAGGUGACACACAACUUUUCAAUAGAGCGGUUUCUAUGGUAGAGAAAAACAAAGAUAUAAGAAACUUACUACAGUGCGACGACGGCAUUACUGGAAAAGAAAGAUUGAAAGCGUACGGUGAACUUAUAACAAAUGACAAAUGGACAAGAAACAGGCCUAUAGUUUCUACAAAAAAAAUAGAUAGAGAAGGCAGCACGCAUCAUUAUAUGAGAUUCCACAUUGAAUCCAAAAAGAAAAUAGCAUUGGUCCACUUAGAGGCUAAAGAAUCCAAACAGAACUACCAACCUGACUUCAUCAAUAUGUACGUCGAUGUUCCUGGAGAGAAGCGUUACUAUUUGAUCAAACCAAAAUUACAUCCGGUUUCUAAUUCGAAAGGCUUCCUGGGAAUAAGAUGGGGCCCCAGGAAAGAUUAA
Saccharomyces paradoxus is the source of this 738-nucleotide messenger RNA. It is a transcript of the gene TIM21, whose product is annotated as Tim21p. Gene Ontology annotation, biological process: protein import into mitochondrial matrix. Lineage: Eukaryota; Fungi; Ascomycota; Saccharomycetes; Saccharomycetales; Saccharomycetaceae. Bases 1 to 738 code for a protein of 245 amino acids. The transcript has a single exon. The record is from RefSeq and is a predicted model, not a curated record. Gene Ontology annotation, cellular component: TIM23 mitochondrial import inner membrane translocase complex.